UUUGUAUUUUUAAAAAGUUGCUUCACAUGGGAAAAUAUGUGACCUUUUUUGUCUUGAUGGAAAAGUUAUAGUUGAAAUUUGUUUUCCCUUAAAUGAUUGUAAAGUUAAAUAUACAAAAAGGAAGCUUUUCUAAGCAACCAAUAUGAAAGACUUUUGAGCCUUAUUUUUCUAGGAACAAUAAAAAAAUGCCAGAAUCAACUGUCAAAAAGUCUCACAAAAGAAAAAAGAAUAAAUCAAGACCAAAGAGACAUAAACCAAAGCUAACUAAAGAGUUCAAGGAAACAGAGAAAGAAAUAACUGAUAUCUUAAACAAGACUGAGCUAUCAAUAGACAAUGUUAAAGAAGACGCUGAAGAUCUUGGAGAGACAUUUUUUUGCCAGACUACUACAGAGCCACCAAAUUCACAAAGAGAUUCUCCAUCGGUUGAGGAAGAAAGUCAGCAAUCAUCUGCAGCCGCAGAGUCACCGAGAAUUCAAACCGCAUCAUCUUUUAUCCAAGUUGAAGAUGAUGAUCCAAUAAAGUGGUUUGAAGCUGAAAAAAUAAUUUACAAUGAAAAUUUACUAUUUUUUCCUUCCUCAACACCAAAUCCAUUUAUUCAAAAUACCCUCAAUGAAGAUCCUAAACUAAAACCUGAUAAAAACUUAAUUCGUAUGGUAAAUCGUUAUCGCGAAGAAGGAAACACUGAUCAAAUUACGUCGGGUAGUUCUUUGAAAAAUCAAACCAAUUAUUUCCAAGAUGAUUUACUCUAUGCAACAGAGUGUGUUCGAGAGUUUAAUCCAAUUUUUUACGUAGCAAAACUUGGGGACACGAACAGUCCAUUAAUGCCAAGCCGUAAAUUUAUAACUUUGAAUAUAAAAAGCUUAAGAUUUACACAGCAUCCUUUGCAAAAAGAAGAACACAUUUUGGCUAAUAAACUAGAAAACUAUCUCGAGGAACAUUUUGAAAGAAAAGAAAAACAAAUUAUUCCGGAGUUAAAAAUAAAACUUAAUGAUCUCAGAAAGAUUGCAAAUGAGCUUCUAGAAGAUGGCACAACUCAAAAUAUCGUCGAACUUGAAGACAAUUUAAAUAAACUUAAACGCCUGCGAAAUAAAAUCCACGAAGAGGAAACAAUCAGUAAAGAUUUGGUUCGAAAUAUUUUGGAUAAUUGGUUGCUAUUGAAGAAUCUUCGAAAACGUCAAGAAUUUCAUUGGACUUCGUUGAAGAUUAAAAUCAAACUUAUCGAAGCCGAUAUAAACGCAGACAAUGCUGCCUAUACAAAACGUUUUGAAAUAGAACUUAACGAAAUAUAUCGCGAGGAAUUGGAGGCUUAUUAUAGAGCCAAAAGACUUAAGAAAACAGAUCCGGAAAAAUAUUUCGAGAAGAUCCAUAAGCCGAACAUUGAACAAAUCAAAAAAGAUUUAAAGAAAACUUUACAAAAAUGCUCUCGUGCACCUGGUGAGCCAGAGAUGGAAAUUAUACGAUCGAAUUUAUCUGAACCUUGUCGUCCUUUGGAGAAAAUCAGGAGUUACUUUUUGAAAAUUCUGUUUGACGGUCAACUAGUAAGUUCGACAAGAGGUUUUCGUUUGGAACCAGACCUGUCAAUGUUUGUCAAUGAGUCUUUGGGAAUUUAUCUCGACCGUAGAAUUCCAAAAGAGAUCAAAAUUAAGCUCUAUGAAAAGAAAAAGCUUCCAUCGAUGGCUAUCAAAGUUGCCAAUAUAACGAUACCACUGCCAUCAAUGGAAAUGGGGAAGCCACACUUUGAAAUCAUCAAUUUUUCCUCUCAUAAACAAGAAAAUGUUGCUGGCAAACUAAAAAUCAGCUUUAAUUGCGAUGAAGGAAAUUAUUCCGAAAAAAUGCUUAACACAAUAUUUCCUUCCGACUCUCUUCGAACUGAAACAUCAGAAGAUAUUCUAUCAAAUCUAAAGAAGAAGUUUAUGGAAUAUUCUUCUAACGCAUCAGAAAUUGAUGAAAACCAAACAUCCGAUGAAGACGACAAAGAAAGUGAAGAUAGUCCAGUAGACACUUGCACUUUUGAAGAAACUCAUUUGGAAUUCUGUUCACGUGAGGAGAUCGAUAACAACCCUCGCCUUCGAAUGCUAUCGUCGAUUUACAAACGGGACAUGAGGACAAAAGAUAUCAGAUUUGUAUCCUAUUUGGAUGGUGAAAUCGAAGAAGAUUACGAAGAGAAAGUUAUUGACAUGGGAAACUGGAUGGAUCCAAUUGAUUUACACAAACAUAAAGGGAAGAAAUAUUUAAAAAACCUUUACGAAGUAGUGAGAAAUCAUUGUGAUCAAAUGUCAUUGAUAAGUGGAAGUUCAGAUGAUUUGCUGGUGGGAAAUAGUAUUGUAACACUUAAGUCAUUUUUUGCCUCUUUGGCAACGAUGUUUAGUCCACGUAGUCCUAUGAGCUCAGAGAACAUAUCACAUCCGUCUUCGCUGACAUACGAAAACGUAAGAAUAUUUAAUAUUGUGAUCAAUGUUGUAAGAGCAACGGGAAUUCCAGUUCGAGCCUUUUCAACACCAAAUCUAGAUCGAAGAGACAGCAGUACAACAUCAAUGUUUAGUUCGCAAACAUUUAAAUACUCAAACGUUAGGCCAUUUGUAUCAGCAACAUUUAUGGACAAAAGCGCCAGAACAAUGACAGCUGAUGGAUCUAGUCCAACAUGGAAUGAACAUUUGAUUCUACAAGUAACAGGUAAUCCCAUUGAACUCAAAGGUGAUUUAAAAAUAGCGAUAUUCGAUGAAUACGUCGAAAAUCACAUAAGUGAAGAAAGAUCAAUGGAAAUUUAUCAGAGAUUUCAGUCAAAUUGGUUAGGAGAAUAUCGUUUUCCAAUAAGUACGAUUUUAGCUAAUCAAAAGAUCGAAGGAGUUUUUGAGUUAAAUUCUCCCAAAGUCUUCCUUGGCUAUAAUGUUCCCUCCCUAAAUGAAGCAUUGCCAAUGGAAAAUGUCCCCGAAAUCAAAGAACGAGUUAAUGUGUGGCUCUAUGUAAGCUUAGAUCCAAGUUUUGAUAUGCCUCAAGUAUCGAUGAAAAAUCUUGAAUGUUCUGAACUCAAAGACGUAAGAGUACAUAUUCAGGAGUGGUGUAUAGAGGCCAAAGAUUUGCAAUCAAAACGAUUUAUUGAUCCAUUAGUUUGUACGAUGGAUGGAAAACGAGUAUGUUUGACAAGAUUACUUGAACCAAUUCCAUUACCAAUUGAGACAGGUGAGAAUUUAAUCGACACAGCUUGUAGAUAUGUAUCUCUGUUGAAUGUUAUCGGGCAUUUUGACCCAUGUACUCAAUUUAAAGGAAUAUGGUUAAACAAUGAGACAUUACUGGAUACAGGUUGGGGCUCAGCAAAGGAUCUUGGAAUUUUGUUGGCAAAUUAUUUACUGACCAUCGGCAUUCGUUGCUGGAUAGUUCUAGGAAUCGCAUAUCCUUACGGCGAAAGUGCUUAUGUCUUGUAUAAGGAAGGUAAUGAUUAUAUUGUUGUGGAUCCUAGCAGCGGAAGGAAAUAUUCAACGAAGGACUCCUACUGCCCUGUGAACAAAGUUUUUUGUAUUUUCUCCAAAAAUAAUAUUUAUUGCAACAUACAAAGUGAAAAUCGGGUAUCUAUGAUGAGCUUUGAUAUUGAAGAUUCUUCUUGUUGGUUUCCAAUGUUUAACAAGAAAAAUCCAGCUCCACUGGGUGGCGUUCAAAAGCUUAACUACACAUAUUUGAAUUCAAACACCAUUUCUGAAUUAAGAAAGAACAUUGAACGAAAGAUUAUGAAGAAAAUAAGCGCAUGGCGCCCAAUGCAAAAAACCAUAUGGAACAGAGCAUUUCAAAACUCAAUGUUAAGGAUUUUAGUUGAUUUAGAAUAUGAGUCAACUUUUACAUCGAUUCCAUCGACAAUAAAUCAUUCAGAACGCUUAGAAGCAGAAUUAGGAAGCUAUAAGGCAUUUGGAUUUACACUGAAUUUUUCGUACAUUAAUUUAUCGUCAGUAUCGGAAAGAAUAAAAUCCACAGGAAUUCAUCUGAAUAGUGAUAGAAGAGUUGAAUUUUCUGUUGCGGUGCAUAUACAUGCUUAUCCGUUUAAUGUUUUAUCAGUUUGGAUAUUUAUUAUGUCAAUUGUUCCAACAUGAAAUGUUUUUAAUGAAGUUUUGUGUUAAUGUUAGAAAAUAAAUGUAAAUACAGAUAUCAAAACGAAA
Molecule: messenger RNA, 4145 nt
Organism: Eupeodes corollae
Lineage: Eukaryota; Metazoa; Arthropoda; Insecta; Diptera; Syrphidae
Gene: Cc2d2a
Product: coiled-coil and C2 domain-containing protein 2A
Exons: 9
Coding region: 186-4079 (1297 amino acids)
Biological process (GO): non-motile cilium assembly; protein localization to ciliary transition zone
Cellular component (GO): ciliary transition zone
Source: RefSeq, a predicted model, not a curated record